AUCCGUGGACUCCGCACGUGCAUCCUUCCCUCCCGUGGGUCUCAAGAGCUCCGUGCGUCCGUGGGACUCGGGAUGAACGGGAGGACUUGGACUCGCUGCAAUUGUUGCGCUGCGUUAUUGGACCCAGGGCAGCUGUGAAGUGGAAGUCGGUGACCGCUGCAAACGAGAGAGGACGACCUGCAGCGGUAACCAGACGUCGUUGCUGUCAGAUCGCCAGCGCAGGGGUGGCGCGAUGUGUGGCACCAUGCAGAGUCAGCAGGUCACGAUGCUGCUGAUGGUGGGCUCCGCCGCCUUCCUGGAGACCAUCCUCUCCACCGCCCUCUACCCCUUCUUCCCCCAGGAGGCCGGCAAAAAGGGGGCGAACGUGACCAUCGUGGGCAUCAUCUACGGAUGCUUCUCCGUCACACAACUCGUCUCCUCGCUGCUCAUCGGGAAACUGGUGCCAUGCGUGGGAGCCAAGGUGCUGUUCAUCACGGGGGUCCUCAUCUCGGGGGUGUGCACCGUGAUGUUCGGGCUGCUGGACAAGGCUCCGAGCGGCACGGCGUUCAUCGCCCUGUGCAUCGUGAUCCGCUGCCUCGACGGCUUCGGCACGGCCUCCGCCGACACCAUGUGCUUCCUCUACAUGGCCACCGCCUUCCCCAACAACGUGGCAACCCUGAUGGGAAUGGUGGAGAUUUUCAAUGGCGUGGGCAUGCUGCUGGGGCCACCCCUGGGCGGACUGCUGUACGACGCGUGGGGCUACGAGGUGCCCUUCGUGGCGCUCGGCUCCACGCUGCUGCUGCUCCUACUGCCGCUAAGCCUGAGCGUCCUGCCUCGUGAUGUGACCGAAUCGGAUCCCGAGUCCUCGAAAGGCGGCUAUGUGAAACUGCUGCGGGUCCCGACCAUCGCGAUCAUGUCGCUGCUCGUGUGCACCACCGCGGCCUCCAUGAGCUUCCUGCGCCCGACCAUGACCAUCUUCCUGCACACAGAGUUCAAAAUGCCGCCAGGCAAGAUCGGCCUGGUGCUCCUAGGAUUCGCCUGCUCCUACGCCAUUUUCGCUCCACUGCUCGGCUACCUCAGUGACUCCUUCCCGGCCGUGCGGAAGGUGAUGAUGACGGCUGGAGUCACAAUCUGCUCCCUCUGCUUCCAAAUGCUGGGGCCAAUCCCACUCCUGCACAUAAAGAGCCAGGUGUGGCUCCUGGUUCUGGUUCUGGUCAUCAUGGGCAUCUGCCUGGGGAGCACCCUGGUCCCGGCUUACUCCAUCAUCCUGGAAUCGGCACACCAGGUGGGGUUUGCUGACAAUGCGGCGACGCUCGGGCUGGUGUCAGGACUCUUCACCUCCAUGUGGUGUCUGGGGGAGUGCGUGGGGCCCGUGUUCGGAGGGCUCAUCCUGCGGGUGCUGCCCUUUGCAUGGGCCGCCUCGGUGCAGGGCGGCUUCCUCUUCGUCGUGGCUGUGGUUAUGCUUAUUUUCAGCCUGAGAAGCUACUGCUCCACAGAUGAAAGGGAGCGGCAGGAAGUCUCCGAGCCGGAGGAGUGCACGAUCAUAUCUCCGGACACCAUUUGCUAUGGGUCGACGAGACACCUCGUGGUCCCUGCCAUCAACGACGCCAAGCUUCACGUCGAUUUCUCCUCGGGCCUCAGCCCACUCGCCGCAUCGUUGGCCGAGAGUGUUGCACGGACGCCCGCGUAAACACGGACACCCACGCUGCGUUGAUGGAACAAUGAGAAUAAAUGAGUAGCUGAUUUUUAUUGGUGUCACCAGUUGAUUUGCAUACACACAUACAUGUAUGUUGAACUUCUUUCGCACUGUACGUAGCCAACUGUGCUAAUCGGAGGUGUGACAGAUCAGUAUGCAUCACGAUCUGUCAUUAUUUCACCAUUAUCGAUAAAUACAGAGGAGGCUAACCUUCAAGGAAUCUCGGAUAAUGAAUUGUUAAUGAGUCAUGGAUGGUCGUCCACCACUGCAUAUCUAACAGUAGUCAUGAAUAAUAAGUUAUACUGUGUGUACAUAAAAAACAUUGCUCUGUAACUUUUGUUGCCUUGCGUUGUGGCAUGCAAAUGUAAUGCUAAGGGAUGACAAGUAAAACUCUCUGGAACAUUUCAA
This is a messenger RNA of Lethenteron reissneri (Far Eastern brook lamprey), 2083 nucleotides long. RefSeq names its product MFS-type transporter SLC18B1-like. The record is from RefSeq and is a predicted model, not a curated record. Gene Ontology annotation, molecular function: transmembrane transporter activity. NCBI's taxonomy places the organism in Eukaryota, Metazoa, Chordata, Hyperoartia, Petromyzontiformes, Petromyzontidae. Gene Ontology annotation, biological process: transmembrane transport.